AUGGAUAUCGCUCAAGUUCUUGAAAAUGCUCUUUUAGGGCUCGAUGCAAACACAAGAGAAGAGGCCACUGCUCAAUUGGAAACGGCUGCCGUCGAGAACUUUGUUAUGUUCAUUGGCCUUUUAACCCAAACUUUGGCAGAUGAAAGCGUAAAGGUUGAAGUUCGUAUGUUGGCUGCCAUUGCCCUCAAGAAUCAAUUGACAUCAAAAAAUCCAAAGAGAAAGAAGGAACAAGCCGAGCGCUGGAUUGGUUUGGAAGAAGAAAUCAAACAGCAAAUUAGAGACUCAUCGCUCAAAACACUUUUGAGCUCUGAUGAAAGAGUUGGAAGAUCUAUCGCUCAAUUGGUGGCUGCCAUUGCUGACAUUGAUCUUCCAAGAUCCGAAUGGUCCAAUUUAAUAACUGUAAUUGUGGAAAAUACUAAGAGUGACAAGCCAGUGGCUGUGAAGAAGGCCGCUCUUUUAACCAUUGGUUAUAUUUGUGAGAAUGCUGAUCCUAGUAAUCCAGGGAUUGUGAGUCAAGCAAACGGUAUUCUCUUGGCUAUUGUUCAAGGUGCACAAACUUCCGAACCUUCCAUAGAUGUGAGAUUGACGGCUAUCAAUGCCCUUGUCAACUCAUUGGAGUUCAUUAGACAAAAUUUCCAAAGAGAAGGUGAAAGAAACUAUAUUAUGCAAGUUGUGUGUGAAGCUACUCAAUCUGAUGAUAGUGACUUGAAGGCUUCUGCUUAUGGUGCUUUGGCAAAAAUCAUGAGCCUUUAUUACAACCACAUGAGUUUAUAUAUGGAAAAGGCGCUUUAUUCUUUGACAGUCAGCGGUAUGCAAAGCCCAGAUGAAAAAGUAUCGUGUAUGGCUAUAGAAUUUUGGUCGACAGUUUGUGAAGAGGAAAUUGACAGAAGUUUGAGAAAGCAAGAAUAUGGGGAUCAGCUAUUAGCAGCAGAUGCUCAAGAUUUAGUUAUUUAUAACUUUGCUGUCGGUGCUAUUCAGGAUGUAUUACCAACUUUGUUGACCUUGUUGACCAAACAGAAUGAAGAUGCCGAAGAUGACAGUUGGAGUGUUGCUAUGGCUGCUGGUGCUUGUUUACAAUUAUUUGCCCAAAAUGUUGGAAAUUACGUUGUUCAACCAACUUUGAACUUUGUGGAAUCUAAUAUUGGCUCUACAAACUGGAGAGAUAGGGAAGCCGCUAUUAUGGCCUUUGGUUCCAUUUUGGAUGGUCCUGAUAAUGACAAAUUGAAGAGCCUUAUUGGUGAAGCGUUGACCCCAAUCUUAGGGUUGAUGAAAGAUGAUAAUUUACAAGUCAAGGAAACUGUUGCUUGGUGUUUGGGUAGAAUUGCUGAUUUGGUUAUUGAUGCAGUGGCGUCAGAACAAUAUUUGGAUCAAGUUAUCACCGCAAUUGUUGAUGGUUUGAAAGAUCACCCUAAGGUUUCCACAAACUGUUGCUGGACUCUAAUCAACCUCAUAGAACAAAUAUCAUCAGAUUCUGAGGAAUUAGAAACAUGCGCCUUAUCUAAAUAUUACGAAGUUCUUGUCCCAUUAUUGAUUGAAUUAUCUAGCAGAGGUGAAAACGAAGCCAGUGCUAGAACUUCUGCUUACGAAGCCUUAUCCAUCUUGGUUUUGUUUGCUCCAAGAGACUGUAUGCCAUUUGUCAACAAUAUUGCUACGGAAGUUUUGAGCCGUUUGGAAUACACAAUAACAAUGGCAAGCCAAGUUCAAAAUAAUGAAGAUAAAGUUAAUUUGGAAGAAUUACAAAGUAACAUUUUGAGUUUGUUGACCAAUGUCAUCAGAAGAGCCAAGAAAGAAGUUUCUGCCGUUAGUGAUAAUCUAAUGGAGAUCUUUUUGAAGUUAUUGACAUCUCAACAAGAACAACAUGGUUCUAAAUCAGUGAUCGAAGAAGACAUUUUCAUUGCUAUCAGUGCUAUUGCUUCUUCUAUUGACUCUGACUUCAACAAGUACAUGCCAGUGUUUUUGCCAUUCUUGUCAAAGGCUUUAGUCAAUACAGAAUCAACAACUUGUAAAACUGCUGUUGGCUUGGUUGCCGAUAUUGCUAGAUCAUUGCAAGCUGACCUCGCUCCGUAUUGUAAUGAUAUUAUGAAUAUUUUGGGUAAUAACUUGUCAAACCCAGACAUUCCUAAGGAUUUGAGACCAAUUAUUAUUUCGUGUUUCGGUGACAUUGCUUCAUCAAUCGGUGACUUGUUUGCCCCAUAUUUGGAAGUUGUUAUGAAGAUCUUGGCUGCUGCUCAAAACUUGCAACCAGAAGAUGGGUCCAUCGAAUCUUUUGACUAUAUCUUCAAUGUCAAAGAAUCAGUAUUGGAUGCCUACGUUGGUAUUAUUGCUGGUUUCCAUAACAAUCCACAAGCUAUCUAUCCACAUGUUCAAACGAUUUUCCAAUUCUUGGCAUCGAUCCCAGCCGAUGUGAACUUUGCUGGUACCGAUUCAGUUUGCGGUUCUACCGUUGGUUUGAUUGGUGACUUGGCCCAAAUGUACGGGGAUGACAUCAAACCUCUUUUAGCCCAAGAUUGGAUUUUGGAAUUUGUUAAGCAUGUGCAGAAAAAUCCAAGUUUCUCUGACAAUACUAGAUUUACAGCUAAAUGGGCCAGAAAACUCAUUAAGUAA
Molecule: messenger RNA, 2604 nt
Organism: Saccharomycopsis crataegensis
Lineage: Eukaryota; Fungi; Ascomycota; Saccharomycetes; Ascoideales; Saccharomycopsidaceae
Gene: KAP95
Product: karyopherin beta
Exons: 1
Coding region: 1-2604 (867 amino acids)
Biological process (GO): protein import into nucleus
Cellular component (GO): cytoplasm; nucleus
Molecular function (GO): small GTPase binding; nuclear import signal receptor activity
Source: RefSeq, a predicted model, not a curated record